Molecule: messenger RNA, 909 nt
Organism: Myzus persicae (green peach aphid)
Lineage: Eukaryota; Metazoa; Arthropoda; Insecta; Hemiptera; Aphididae
Exons: 1
Coding region: 38-868 (276 amino acids)
Biological process (GO): DNA integration
Molecular function (GO): nucleic acid binding
Source: RefSeq, a predicted model, not a curated record
ACGGCGGAAUGCGUCAGCUAACAAAGCAUAUGCAUGCAUGUGGGUAUGUUUUGUUACCAAGGCCGUUCACAUAGAGCUGGUAGGAGAUUUAACUACGCAAUCCUUUAUGAACGCAUUAAAAAGAUUUUGUGAUAGGCGUGGUUUAGUGAGCGAUAUAUACUCAGAUAACGCAACCAAUUUUGUGGGAGCUAGUCGUCAAUUGUUAGAACUUAAGACACUAUUCUGGUCACCCGAGCACCAAGAAAAACUGCAAAGGUUCACUGCAAAUAAUGGUAUUCGCUGGCACUUCAUUCCAGCACGUUCCCCUCACUUUGGCGGUCUUUGGGAAGCUGCAAUUAAAGCGAUGAAAUCGCAUUUGUUUAAGACAGUUGGUAAUGUAUCUCUUACAUUCGAAGAAUUAUACAGUAUCCUUGUUCGAGUAGAAGCAAUUUUAAAUUCACGACCAAUCACUUCGCUAUCAGCUGAUCCAUCGGAUUUAACAGCCUUGACGCCAGGGCAUUUCUUAACUGGUGACAUAUUCCACGUUUUUCCAGAAGAAGAUGUGACGGCCAUACCUACUAAUCGUCUAACCAGGUGGAGAAGAGUCACGCAGUUCACGCAACAGCUUUGGCAGAGGUGGCGUCGUGAUUAUUUAACACAACUGCAAACUAGAGGUAAAUGGGCGACAUCCACAGGACCCGAACUAGAAGUGAAUUCAGUUGUGCUGUUGCGAGACGACAAUCGUCCACCGCUACAAUGGCGUAUUGGUCGAGUCACUGAAGUACAACCAGGUGCUGAUGGUGUGAUACGCGUUGCCACCGUACGUACAGUAGAUGGAUCGUUCAAACGUGCUGUACGACAGCUUUGUCCAUUACCAAUUGACACAUAAAACAUUUUUUUGUUGUUUUGUUGUUAAAUAAUUGUUUUUUU